GUGUGUGUGCAGACUCUCAUACAUGCUCAGAUGACCGUCUAAUCCCUGCACUGUGACUCUCACAUGAUGAGGAAAUCCCACGCCUCCCAGAAGCUUGAGGCUAAACACAGCAUGGUUACUCCACCUAAGCUCACAUGCUCUCCUGCACUAUAUUGUGAGUGCUCACCCGAUGUUUCGUUUUAGCUUGUUUUAUUCUGCCCAGUGAACAACACAGGGAGGAUCAAGUCCCAGUGGUUGACAACAUGAGGAGAUAUAUGGUAAUAAAAAGAAUUCCUUGGCCAUGGUUGAGGAGAGACACUACACAAAAUGAGUCCAGUCCACUCAUACCAAAGGAAGGAUCUGCAAAAGAGGAUGCUGAGGAGCUCGAUCAUGUCACCACUGACCUUCAAGCAGAGGCAAACAAUGGACAGGACCAAAGCAAUCCUGCAUUUACAAGGAUGCAACCCCGCUAUAAAUAUUCCUUAAUGGACUAUUUUCUAAAAUAUUUCCUGUUCCUGUGCAAUUUGUUGUUCACAGUCCUUGGGUUGGUAGUUCUUGGCCUGGGGAUGUGGGGCCUCAUCAGCAAAGAAUCAUUUGAGCAGGAGAAUAUCAGCAGCAUCGGCACUGACCCAAUGCUGAUACUUGUGACUCUGGGCCUUCUUCUCACUAUGCUCUGCCUGUCAGGGUGCGUCGGUGCCUUAAGAGAGAACUGCUGCUUACUGAAGCUGUUCUCAGCCGCAGUGCUGGUGCUCAUUACAAUUCAGGUGCUGUUUGCCAUUUUGGCAUAUAGCAUGCAAGAUCAGAUUGGAGGCUACCUGCGGUCAGGGAUGUUAGCUGCCAUGGCUGGCUACCAAGAUGAUCUGGAUCUGAGGUUCAUCACAGAUGAGAUUCAGUCAAAUCUGCAGUGCUGCGGGGCAGAUAACUACCGCGACUGGGAGAUCAACAUAUAUUACAACUGCUCAGCUCCAGGAGUGUUGGCCUGUGGCGUCCCUGCAACAUGCUGCGUGGACCCUUUGGAGAAUGGAACAGUUUGGAACUCUCAGUGUGGUGUCGGAGCCCAGCUGUUAGAUGAGUUUACUGCUCAGAGUGUGAUCUUCCUGGGAGGUUGUCUGGGGGGAAUCUCUCGCUGGAUCGAGCAGCAUGAGGGCCUGAUCGGGACUGUUGCAGUGGUUGUAAUUGGAGUCCAGAUUAUGACUCUGUUUAUCACUACACGACUACUGGAAAGCAUCCAAUGGCAAAAGGUUUACAUAUAAU
Messenger RNA from Acanthochromis polyacanthus (spiny chromis), 1233 nucleotides. It is a transcript of the gene tspan10, whose product is annotated as tetraspanin-10. The transcript is spliced from 3 exons. Gene Ontology annotation, cellular component: membrane. The record is from RefSeq and is a predicted model, not a curated record. Lineage: Eukaryota; Metazoa; Chordata; Actinopteri; Pomacentridae. Bases 243 to 1232 code for a protein of 329 amino acids.